Manacus vitellinus (golden-collared manakin) is the source of this 5877-nucleotide messenger RNA. It is a transcript of the gene CNR1, whose product is annotated as cannabinoid receptor 1. Lineage: Eukaryota; Metazoa; Chordata; Aves; Passeriformes; Pipridae. Gene Ontology annotation, molecular function: cannabinoid receptor activity. Gene Ontology annotation, biological process: G protein-coupled receptor signaling pathway. Bases 654 to 2234 code for a protein of 526 amino acids. The record is from RefSeq and is a predicted model, not a curated record. The transcript has 3 exons. Gene Ontology annotation, cellular component: membrane.
CGCCUCGGGCUGCUGGGACCAGUUGGAGGGUGCCCCGGGACCACCCGGGAAAAGCUGGUGGUCCGAGGAGCGGGGUUUGGUUUCGCGAGCCCGGCCGAAGGAGGGGAGACCUGGCGGCCGAGGGGAGCCCUUCAGCGGGCGAGGGUGCGGGAGGCUGGUGGCGUUAUGGUUAACACGCGUCUAUUAUUCUUCGGAGCCGGCAGCCUCCCGGGCUCCCACAGGACCUUAUCUGACAUCGGAGGUUUCUCCUCUCAUCCUGACCCACUGGUGAUUUGCAGCGGGUGGUAUUCAGCCCGUCUUUCACGUGCACUUUUGCUCCCUAAACUCUACCUUUGACGCUGUAACCGAAAUAAAAGGCGGUUCGUAAUUUUGUGCGCAAUGAUGUUCCCUUAAAAAAUGUCACUUAGAAGUCCAGCAUCCUCAGAAUAUCCCGGUAGUGUUUUUUGGUUGGUUGGUUGGUUGGUUUUUGUCUGAAAUUCGGAGCUAUGGUGGGGAGAGAGCCGAAAAACAGUGAGCCUUUUAAACUUCACGCAGCGUUUGUCAUGUGAAAUCUUCAGCUGUUGAGAAAUAAUUUUGAGCCAGAUGGGCUUAUUUUAAAUGGGCAUCUUUUUGUCUCAAAGGCAUCUGCAAAUCUCCAUUGAGAACACCCCUGGAUGAGAUUGUCGGCUGCUGGAUGCUGGGGGGUGUCACGUAGGGGCUGUUUGCCUACAAAUUGGAACAGUCCAGCCCUUAUUCUGCUAGUGUGCAAACGGAUUUCCUCCGAUGCAUUUUUCUGUCCCCCAAGUCUCUCUGAAACCAACAAGACUGGGGUUAUGAAGUCAAUCCUAGAUGGCCUCGCAGAUACAACUUUCCGAACAAUCACGACAGAUCUCCUUUACGUGGCCUCCAACGACAUCCAGUACGAAGACAUGAAAGGCGACAUGACAUCCAAGCUGGGGUACUACCCCCAGAAGUUCCCUCUUUCCUCCUUCAGGGGUGAUCCUUUCCAAGAAAAAAUGACUACAGGAGAUGAUCCCCUGUUGAGCAUUAUUCCCUCAGAUCAGGUCAACAUCACAGAGUUUUACAACAAGUCCCUGUCCACACUUAAGGAUAAUGAGGAUAAUAUACAAUGCGGGGAGAACUUUAUGGAUAUGGAGUGCUUUAUGAUCCUGAACCCCAGCCAGCAGCUGGCCAUCGCUGUGCUGUCGCUCACCCUGGGCACCUUCACGGUCCUAGAGAACCUCCUCGUUCUGUGUGUCAUCCUCCACUCCCGAAGUCUCCGGUGUAGACCCUCCUACCAUUUCAUUGGCAGCCUGGCUGUGGCCGACCUCCUGGGCAGUGUCAUUUUUGUCUACAGUUUUGUGGAUUUCCAUGUUUUCCACCGGAAGGAUAGCCCCAACGUCUUCUUGUUCAAACUGGGUGGAGUUACAGCCUCCUUCACCGCCUCCGUAGGUAGCCUUUUCCUCACGGCAAUAGACCGAUACAUAUCUAUACACAGGCCACUAGCUUACAAAAGGAUUGUUACCCGACCAAAGGCUGUCGUAGCAUUUUGUGUGAUGUGGACCAUUGCUAUUGUAAUAGCCGUUCUUCCUCUGCUCGGCUGGAACUGCAAAAAGCUCAAUUCUGUUUGUUCGGACAUAUUCCCUCUCAUCGAUGAGACGUACCUGAUGUUCUGGAUUGGGGUCACCAGCGUCCUCUUGUUGUUCAUUGUCUAUGCCUACAUGUACAUACUGUGGAAGGCUCACAGCCAUGCUGUUCGCAUGCUUCAGCGGGGCACGCAGAAAAGCAUAAUCGUUCAGUCAACAGAGGAUGGUAAGGUACAGAUCACUAGGCCUGAUCAAACUCGUAUGGACAUCAGGUUAGCCAAAACCUUGGUCCUUAUUCUAGUCGUUUUAAUCAUAUGCUGGGGCCCUCUCCUCGCCAUCAUGGUGUAUGAUGUCUUUGGGAAAAUGAACAAGCUUAUCAAGACUGUCUUUGCCUUCUGUAGCAUGCUCUGUUUGCUGAAUUCAACAGUGAAUCCCAUCAUCUAUGCUCUGAGGAGCAAGGACUUGCGACAUGCCUUCCGCAGCAUGUUCCCCACCUGCAAAGGAACGGCACAGCCCCUUGAUAACAGCAUGGAGUCUGACUGCCAGCACAAACAUGCCAACAACGCGGGGAACGUGCACAGGGCUGCCGAGAGCUGCAUUAAGAGCACAGUUAAGAUUGCCAAAGUUACCAUGUCUGUCUCCACAGACACAACUGCUGAAGCAUUGUAAGUCAGAAACUUCUCAGCUUGGGAGAGAAGGAGUUAGUUUAAAAAAAAAAAUCAACAACAGAGAAAACCAAACCCAUGGCUUAACGUGUUUGUACCCUCCUGUAAUAUUUUUUGGUUUGUCAUUGUAAGCUGAGCAAUGAUUGUGUUAAGAGCAUUACCAUCAGCCAGUUCUUCAGGUUUUACAAUUAGGUGUUCAAGCUAAAUUUUCACAAGUUUUUUCUCAAAAAGUGUUUACUGAAUAAUAAUGUUUCCUGAAAGAGCACAGAGAAAAUACCAGAUUAGCAAUGGUUUCUUUUGGAGUGUGAAGAAAAAUUGUGAAACCUAAUUGAAAAAUAACGCAUUCUAAACCAAUACCAUCAAAUAAGAAAAAAAAGCCUUGUAAUCACGAUGUUCAUUUCCAUGUGAAGUGUAUUUCAUGUCUGUAAUAGGAGUUUCUGAUUUUUUCCAAACGCGGCAGUGCUGAGUUUUAGAGGUUUUGUAAAAUGUGUCGUGUCCUGUGAAUUGUAUGCUGUUUUAUUGCGUGUUAUUGAUAUUUGUCUAAUUAAACAAAGUGAUAAGGUAGACUUCUGUGAAAAUAAUGUGAAACGUGAUAUGUAAACCCCAUUGAAAACACUUACUGUAUUUGAAGAAUUCCUAUGAAGUUUUAUACUUUUAGUGGUCUUCUGUGGACUUAGAGGAGAGGCUUUGUGUUCUACUAAAAUUAUUUCCCAACUACCUUUUAUUUUCACAUGCAUAUGAGAGUAACAGCAACAUAGGAAUAGAGGAGGAAUAUGAGAAAGGAAAGCACUGGUUCAGACUUUUAAAUACCACUGCAUUUAUGCAGAAGGAUGUUUAUGGUUGCAUAGACUACUGCCCCGCUCUUGGGUGUUGCGUGAAUACGAACACUGAAAAGCAAAUGUCCCGGAUAUUGGCUCCUUUAAUGGGUAACUGGUUUUAAGCCACGUGCUGGUGCUGGACCACUGAAGACAGCAUGUGUCAGACUCAAAGUGCCAUGUUAUCACUGUGCAGUUGAUGUAUAUUUGAAGUGUGUCACAUUCCUGUAUCCCAGGUUUAAGCAGAUUCAGAGCCUGAGAUGCCAAACUUCCGUCUUCACUAAAAGAGGAGGAAAUAUUGUCAGACUUAGACAUUUUCUUAUUGUGUGAGCGUGUAUAUAAAUAAAUAUCUGUGUGUGUACGUGUGUUUGCGUGUGCGUGUGUGUGUAAGUAUACUAAUCAGUGUGAGUCAUGGUAGCAUAACUAAGAUAGGACACUAUAACCAAAUGUAACUGUAUUUCUUGUUGCACGCUUUGCACAUGAAUUCUAUUUCUAAAAUUGAGUUCUUCCAACUGAUUACUGAUGAAAGUACCAUAUUAAGAACAUCUCGAUCCACUCUGAGAUGUAUAUCAAUGUAUCAGAGAAAGCAACCUUUCAGUUGCUCUUGGGAAUAAGGGGAAAAAAGAGGCAGAGCAUGGAAUGAACCCGCACUGACAACUGCUGUGGCUGUCAAUGGUGUUCCUGAAAACUGAGAAAGCCAGAAGUAAAUGAUAGUUUGUUUUAAGGCUGUCAGUAGUCAAAUCUGAAAUGAGGUGAGUCUUGAAAUGAGGUGAGUCUUGCUGAAACCAGUAACAAGGUUUGACACUACCAGCUGCAAGGAAGAAGCUAUUGAAGGAAGAUGGUGACUCUGUUCCAUGGUGGGAUAGUUUCUGCCACCUGAGACUGUCACAAGGAACAUAUUAUGAGAUAGUCUUUGAGGCAUGGAUAUUCUGUAAUUCUGUUCUGAGUCAGAAGGUCUAGGGUCCUCUUCUCUGCUGCCUUGCUUUUUUGGACUGUUCCCUCACCCUUCUGACUGAUUUCUGCCAAAAUAGCUGCAAACACAGCUUAGCCUUCUAGUGGCCUGACACUUGCCACAACAGGGGUGACUUUCUCCAUGGCACAGGGUGAGUGGAACAAAAUCCACGCUGCCCUGCCACUCGUCGUUGGUCUUACGUAGAGGGGGAGGGAGGGCAGCAGCCCAGGGUCUCUGGCUGCCAUGACAUUCCUGGGACAUUUCUAAUGCCUCAGUGCAGGCCAGAGCAGCCCAGCCCAUUUCAGCCAGUGACUCUGCAGGGAUGCAAGUGGCUCCAAGUUCAGGCUUGAUGAGUGGUGACAUUUCAAAGAUCAGAUCAGGUCACAUUCUGAGCAACAGCUGGAAGAGGCAGGGGUACUUUCCUCCUCCACCCACCUCCCCCUGCAGCUUACUUGGGUGAGAGGGCAGGGCACCAUGCUCUCAAGAGGCCCACCACACUCAGCCAAAACCUGUGUAUUGCAGAGGACUCCCAGAGGUUGUACAAGUCCUCCUGAAAGAUCUUUCUUAUAUCUAGGUCUAAUCCAUUCUAAAGAAGUCCUCUGGGAGGAGGAGGGGAAAGCCCAUUUGAAAUGUAAAGGUAUUUUAAGAGCCAUUUUUGAAACUGUCUUCUUGUGAAUUAAAUGCAAACUUUGUGGACUUUCAUUGUGCAUUCACGUUCUAAAUUUUACGUGAUAAGUCAUGGGACAAUGGGGCUGUCUUGGCACUUAACUUGGUGCUUACUGAUAUAAUAAGAAAUAGCAUCCUGUGAAACGUUAGUGUCUAUCAUCAUCAUUUAUUUGCAUAAUGAGUUUUUCUAAAGCUCUGGGAACUGCAUCGGUUCACUUAGAACCAUUUAUUAAGAGGCGGCAACAAUUUCCUUACAUGUUGCACACUAAGUAGAACUAUUCUUUCAUUAGAAAAAUCUGCUGCCGUUCCAAGAAAAGCUGUACUUAAACUUCAGCUUUAGGUAUUCCUACUUUGCAGUUGCCUACCCUCACUAAGUGAUAGCACAGCCAAACGAUUUUGUGUUCCAUGGCCACCCACACCAUCAUCAUCAACCAACCAACCCUUGUUGCAGUUACGUCUGUGUACUGACUCCAAGUGUCACGUAUCUACCGAGAAGACCAUCUGUGUCACAUGCGUGCAGAGUUAGAUUCUCAACAGUCUGAUUGUAUAUUUGUAUAAUAUAAUCUCCUCAAUGCUGUGCAAUCACUAUCCACAUCUUCUUGCACUGGCCUUUUGAUGAAAAUUUUAGUAUGUCUGUUGUGAGAUAGGCAGUGCAUUUUACCUGCUGUUAUUGGGUUGAAUGUAUGUAAAUAAGUGAGAAAAAGUCAUCUGUACAAGCAGUGGCCUAAAAAGUCUGCAAUUGUAGACUAGGAAAAUUGUUGAAGUUGCUGUGACAUCUCAAAUACUACCUUUGAAUAAACUGUUUCCAGGGUCUCUUGGGAUGCUAUUUCAUAGUGAAAGGAAAAUCUUUCCUUGUGAGAAUAUGAGGUAAAGAAAUAGAAUUACCUGAGUUUUUUAUUUCCAGUGUUUUGAAGUGGAGAACAUAACUCUUUAUUGUCUGUAAAUCUAACAUUAUUACUUCCUCUUAGAAGAAUAUUGUAUCAUUAGAUGUUUGUUUCAGCUGGUAACAUCCUUGCAACUGUUGGAAUAUUUUUCAUUAGCAACCUGUAUAAUAGUUUGUACACAAGUACUGUUCAGAUUGUCAUGAAAAGUAGUUUUGACCAUUUACCUACCAGUAGCAGAAUAGUAUUUCUGUAAGAUUUUCAGUGUAUUCCUACCAUAUCAUAUUUUAUUUCUAUAAUGUAAUUAAACUGUUAUUUAUUCAAGGACAAAAA